GUCAAAAGACAUGCUGCGCUGGGCGGGGAUGAUGGAAUACGUUACCCAUGGGAACAAGCCUAUACUGGAUAUGACACAUGUCCCUGGGAUAAAGCUUCAAUGUAUCAAUUGCAUGUUACUGCAGACGUUUCUUACGCCCUGCGUCAAUAUCUUUACGCCACAAAUGACGUCGACAUUUUACGCACAGGAAAGGGUAGAAAGUUGGCAGUGGAAAUUGCAAGAUUUUGGAGCAAACGCGCGAAGCUUAUUAGCGCAGAGAAGGGAUAUGGUAUAUAUGCCGUGAUGGGUCCAGAUGAAUACCACUACAAUGUGAACAACUCUAUUUUCACCAACUAUAACGCCAAACUGAGUCUGCUACUUCCAAGCUAUAUUCAAGAUACACUGGGAAUGUCCUAUCCUGCUUCGGUGCAAGUUGAGAUUUCAAAGUGGCUAGAACAAGCAGCAAAGAUGUACCUUCCCUUUGAUUCAGAGUCGCAAUAUCAUCCGCAGUUUGAUGGAUUCGAUAUUAAAAAUUCUACGAUUAAACAGUCCGAUGUAGUCCUUCUUGGAUACCCAUUGAUGAUGGAGAUGACCCCUACUGUCCGUAAAAACGACCUUGUAAUAUAUGAAGAGUUAACAGAUAAGUAUGGUCCAGAUACUGGCACUUGGAGCAUGCAUACAGUUGGUUGGCUAGAGUUAGGCAACUAUACCAAGGCCAACGAGAUGUUUGAGGUCAUGUUCAGAAACGUCAAUGGGCCAUUUAAGAUAUUUAGCGAAAAACCAGCCGACGGGGAAGAAGGAAUGCGAUGCACUAAUUUUAUUACUGGGGCUGGUGGAAUGUUACAAUCAGUCGUGUUUGGCUAUGGUGGUAUCAGACUAAGGGGACACUCAAUGGAAAUUUCCCCUGCAAUGAUCCCAGGAGCCUCGCUUUGGCAGAUAAAAGGCUUACAUUAUCGCAGCGCCAUCUUUGAUUUGAUAGUCGAUAACGAUCACAUGACAUUGACUUUGACGUCAAUUGAAGCCAACAGAGGCCCGGAUAUGUAUAUUACUUACGGAAAUACCAACGCGCACGGCAACAAGUUUGAGUUGGGAAUACCAAUAAAACUAUCGCACCAAACAGUGAGGAUAACCACUAAAAGGGAAUUUACGGGCACUAUUAGUCCAAGUCAGAUACCAUCGCUUUCCAAUCAUCUGAAACUAAAUAGUUAUGUAGUUAUACUACUUGUUUAUUUUACAAUGAUAGUUUCAUAUUAACUCACAUUGUAGUGUUAAGCAGACAUACCUAUGCAUUAUAACAACAGAAUUAUAAUGAUAUUAAUAAUGCUAAAAGUGUAUGGGCGUUGUCUUUAUGCAUAAAAAAUACUUAGUUGUAGAGGAAUUCGUAGACUUGUAGGGGAGGCCAGAUCAAUGUAUAUACAAUGGAGCAAAACGGUCCAUUCGAUGUUCACCAUUUUAAUUUCGAAAUGAAAAUGUUAUAUUUUACGACAUCGAAUAUAAUUGUUUGUCAGUUUGAGCAAACCUCAGCGAUCUUUAAAGCAAUCCAUAUAAAAGAGAAGGAUUCAUAUUUUGGACGUAAGGACUGUCAAACUGACAUAACGUGUGAUGCGUCUCUCCUAAUAGACUUAUAUCGGCAUAAAAUUACAUGCACACAGUGAAACUAUGUAAGCAUCUAAAUGAAAAGCACGAUGCCAUGAUUGUAAAUUAUUAUAUUUAGAUAUUUGAUUUCAGAUUUCAAAUAUAAUUUCAACUCCAUGAUUCAAAUUACUAACGUGUCAUUGCACAUAUUCUUCUCGCAAUAUCAGGAAUCGACGGCAACAUAUUAUUUAUGUCUUUAAAUGAUCUGAAAUGUCUAUCUUUCGGUUCAUCCGGGAUUUUCCUUUCGAUUACCCUCGGUCUAUCAUUGUCCAGUUUAGGUUUAUCAUCAUCUGAUGUGGGCAGAGUACUUGGAAUGUAUAGUAGAACCACGUUCACUUUGUCCUCUCUUGCGUUUAGUGCACCUCCAGCUUUUAAUGUUUUUGCUUGGAUUUUAGCCUUCAGAAUUCGACCAUCUGUUACAUGAAUAAGUACAUUCUGGGCCAAUGGUCGGUCACCUCCACCUGGAGUGAAUACAACCUCAUUUGCAUAAUCAAACGCGAGAUCUACACGUGAUCUUCUUUGGCGAAUCAUAGACAUGUUUUCAAUAGCGGCCAAUGUCCCUGCUUUUGUGCUGGACGCUGAUUGGUUAAACAGUAGUUCAGUCGUCACGUUCUUGUUAUAUGUUAUAAGAGCAACUUUGACCGUUCUAUUACUGUUUCCGACGUUGACGAAUUGUUCCACCAAUGCUUUCAUGGCAUCGCGAACAAUAACGAUGUUUUCCUUGGAAAUGCUUUGCGAGUGGUCAAGCAUAAUGAGGACAUCCAAGAAAACGUCCUUAUCACACGAUUCAAUUAUUUCUCCUUUAUCGGUAGGCGCUGGUUCCGUUUGUGCUCGGAUUAUGGCCACCCCUAACGCCAUCAAAAAAGCUGUUUUUAUAUACAUAAUUUCAGCAGCCACGUGAUUUCUUAUCUUACCAAGGGUUUUCGAAAUCGAAUACAUUAAAUAUUGCUUUUAUCUGUUUCAUUUUAUGCCAUACCAUGAAUAUGCAUUGUUCGUUU
This is a messenger RNA of Owenia fusiformis, 2612 nucleotides long. The record is from the annotation of a GenBank genome assembly. Lineage: Eukaryota; Metazoa; Annelida; Polychaeta; Sabellida; Oweniidae.